Messenger RNA from Oreochromis niloticus (Nile tilapia), 1193 nucleotides. Its product is annotated as utrophin. The record is from RefSeq and is a predicted model, not a curated record. NCBI's taxonomy places the organism in Eukaryota, Metazoa, Chordata, Actinopteri, Cichliformes, Cichlidae. The coding region runs from base 16 to 732 and encodes 238 amino acids. Gene Ontology annotation, molecular function: protein binding. The transcript has 7 exons.
GGACAGGGGCCCGUGAUGGGCUAUUCCCCCAACACCCUACUAUUUAGAGGUGGGAAUGCGCUAACACCCAGCCCCCUCUACACACCUGCUCCUCUCCUUCUGUGCCCCUGUGACAGACUGAUCAGUGCUCCUCUUGACUUUGUCCACUGCUUCACCACAGUUCAACAUCCGUUUUACAACUGGUGCGUUUUGUCGAUGGCGGAGGGUGUGCGCCCUGAGGACUAUUGUGAUGAGCCGGCGGAAGACGAGUUUGGAGAAAUCAUCAAGUGUCGAUCUGAUGAAAGAGAAGACGUUCAGAAGAAGACUUUCACAAAAUGGGUAAACUCACAAUUGGCUAAGACAGGGAAGCCACCUGUGGAGGACCUGUUCUCAGACCUGUGUGAUGGGCGACGCCUGCUAGAGCUGCUGGAGGGACUAACAGGACAUGAGCUGGUGAAGUUGGAAAGGGGAUUCACGCGUGUUCACUCACUAAACAAUGUCAACCGAGCUCUGCAGAUCUUACAGAAGAACAAUGUGGAAUUAGUGAAUAUUGGGGCAGCGGACAUUGUCGAUGGGAAUCACAAACUGAUUCUUGGGCUCAUCUGGAGCAUCAUUCUCCACUGGCAGGUUAAGGAUGUGAUGAAAGAUGUGAUGGAGGGCCUACAGCAGACUAACAGUGAGAAGAUUCUGCUGAGUUGGGUUCGUCAGAAUACACGCCAGUAUCCUCAGGUAUGUUCCUUUUCUCAGUCUUAACUGGAUCAUGUUUGAAUAGCUGUCUUCCAUAGUUACUACAGUUACUACCCUGUAACUGAGUGCUCAAGUACAUGUAAGUAAUGGCAGUCUCCACUUUCAAAUUUAUUCUAUCUUCAUAGAGUAUGAAAGAAAGGUCUUUAGUACUCUGGGGGGCUGGGGAUGGCCCGGGUCUCAAGGGUCUGCCUCUGGCUCCCGGAGGACUGUUAUUGUGUCUACUCACCCUCCUUAUGAAGUCCAUCUGUUGACAAAGACAGAUACAAUAUAUAUUUUUCUCUUCCAGGUUCUGCUUGUUGUUGUGUUAACUUUCCUCCUUUUUUCCCCCUUUGUUUUUUCUUUCUGUCCCUUUUUUCACUUUCCCUGUAUGUCAGCUUUGACAUUCUUAAAUUGCACGUAUAGUGUGAGUAAUAAUAGAAAUAAUAAUAAGACAAAUUAGUAAAUAAACAGAUUAAAAAGAAUAACAA